Messenger RNA from Funneliformis geosporum, 1503 nucleotides. Lineage: Eukaryota; Fungi; Glomeromycota; Glomeromycetes; Glomerales; Glomeraceae. The record is from the annotation of a GenBank genome assembly.
AUGUUCAAUUUGAUAAUUGGUCAAGAUGACGGAUUAAAUAGGAUUUUACUUACUCAAAAACUUCAAGAAAAACAACAAGAAUAUGAUAAUUUAUUAAUACUUAAGAAAACUUCUCAAAAUUUAUCAAAUUAUUUUGAUCAAUUGGCCGAUAAUAUUGAAGAAUUAAGUAAUGGUUGUGAAGCUGUUGCUACGGUACUUCGUAAUUGGCAAACCGUUUUUAGAUCCGUAUUAUUACCAGAAACUCAAAUGAAAGGUUCAGACGUGACCGAACCAACCCUUUCAAAUGCUACGACCACCGAAGCUACAGAGCCUCAAAUGCCUGUUGUUGUACGUAUUCCCAUGAAAGACGCUGGUAUUGAUGAAGAUAAUUUAUAUCUAAAUAGAAUAUCUGAAGCAACAGCACAAAGAGGUGUGGUUAGAGCUACACUUAAAGAAGCAAAAAAAACUGAAGGGCCAAAAGACUAUACUAAAAUUUUGAAGACGAUUGAUGAUUAUUUACCAUAUUUAUUCGGUAUAAUCGAUUGCCUUGAAGGUGGUCAACUGAAAUUGAAAAAGGAGAUAGAGACUUCGUGGAGUUGUACAUUAAGUGAUUCAGUAUUGAAAAAGAAACCUCACGUGUUAUGCAAAGGAAUCUAUUAUGAAUUAAUUUUUGUUUUAUUAACUUAUGGAUAUGCUUAUGCUGAUUGGGCUACAAGUAUUAUAGAAAAUGAUAAAAAUGAUAAAAAUGAUUUAAGAUUAAGACAGGCAGCUGAUCUAUUAUAUAAAGCGGGAGGAAUAUUUGCAUAUAUUGGUGAACAAGUUUGUCCAAAAUGGGAUAAAAAAUCAGUGUCAAAACCAUCUGAUGUGUUAAUGGAAAUACCUACAUCCAUGUCAAAGAUCGCACUUGCUGAUGCAAAUUCAAUUGCAAUACGUAAAGCAUUAAUGCAACAAACCUCUUCAUCGUUGCUUGCAAAACUGGCAUUUGGAGUAUCAGGACACUAUGAAAUGGCGAAUGGAUUAAUAAAAAGUUUAAAAGAUCCUUCAAAAGUCUGUAGCGAUUUUAGAAAAUAUAUUUCAAAUGGUACUUUAUUUCAUCAAGUAUGUUUACAUCUUUGGGUGGUUAGCGCUAUCAAAAUUCAGAGCGGUUCUUAUAUGCCUAUCGCUGCAUUAGGAAAGAAAUUUCUUGCUCAAGAUGCUUAUGAACAUCAGCAAUAUGGAAAAGCCGUAGGAUUCAUUACAGAAGCAAAAGAUGCCUUUCAUCUUUUAACAAGAUCAAAAUUGAUAACCAUUUCAUUACAUGCUACUCAAGAAUAUGAAGAAGUUAAAAAUCUGCACACGAUUUAUGUUAAUUACAAUAAUAGAGUGGCAUAUGAAGAGGUUCCAACUAAAGCCGAUUUACAAGCUUUAAUUCCUUGUGGUAGGGUAUUACAAGAACUUACAAAAUAUGAUCCACCUUUACCUUCUUUCAGUCCUGUUAUUAAAAAGAUUACCUCUAGGGACAUAUUAGACGGUCAAUAUUACUAA